Harmonia axyridis is the source of this 2794-nucleotide messenger RNA. RefSeq names its product UDP-glycosyltransferase UGT5-like. The coding region runs from base 94 to 1632 and encodes 512 amino acids. The transcript is spliced from 5 exons. Gene Ontology annotation, molecular function: UDP-glycosyltransferase activity. The record is from RefSeq and is a predicted model, not a curated record. Lineage: Eukaryota; Metazoa; Arthropoda; Insecta; Coleoptera; Coccinellidae.
AAUCAAGCCAGGAAAGUAGCAGCCCUAAUGCAAUGAGAAUUACAGCAAUACAACUUCUCUCAGUCAGUGUUGAGAAUUCGAUGCGAUAUCAUCAUGGAGUUCUCUUCGAUUCUAUCAGUUUUAACGUUAUGUCUAGUCAGUUCGAUAGAAGGAGCCCGUAUUCUAUCUAUUUUCAGCACUCCUACCAAAAGUCACAGUAUUUUAGCAAUAAAGCUGGCUGAAGGAUUGAUCAAGAGGGGACAUCAUGUGACAUUAGCUAGUCCUUAUAUGUUCGAACCACAAGAAAACCUCACUCACCUCCAUUUGAAGUCUAUUCACGAAUACAAAGAAAAAAAACUAAACAAUUCCGACAAGCUAUCAAGCCUCUUCUUCAUGAUGCAGCGCAUUGUAACUUUAACAACAGCAAUAAACGAACUCUUCUGGGAAGAACCCAACAUUCAGAAGUUGAUAACAGAGAAGCCAAAAUAUGAUGCGGUUAUUCUCAUGACCUUUUUCAAUGACGGCAUAUUAGGUAUAGGGCACCACUUAGGGGUACCAACCGUAAUAUUCAACAACGUUGGUACUUUCAGUCUAUGGAACAACUACGUUGCUAAUCCUACGAUGCCUUAUUCUCAAGAUCCGCUAUUCAGCAUACCAACCGACAAUUUUUUUGGAAGGCUGACCACAGUCACUGGAAAUUUAUUGCUAGGUGCUAUGUCUAUAUAUCAGAUAGAUUCUGUCAAUCAAGCACUAUUAAAUAAAUAUCUUCCAACUUCACCACCAUUAAGAGUACUUCAGAAGAACGUUUCAAUUGUGUUAGCCAAUUCACAUGUAAGCAUAGAGCCUGCAAGACCAUAUGUGCCGAACAUGAUUCAGAUCGGUGGUUUUCAUGUACAAGAAACCAAACCACUACCAGCCGAUAUCAAACGCUUCUUGGAUGAUGCUAAAGAAGGAGCCAUUCUAUUUUCUUUAGGAUCAAAUCUGAAGGUGGAAAUGAUGGAGGAACAGAAACGUAAAGAUAUAUUCAAAGUAUUGGGUGAACUUUCUCCCAUGAGAGUAGUGAUCAAAUCUGAGAUGGCAUAUGAAGGUGUAGCAUCAAAUAUCAUGAUGAAGUCAUGGUUGCCGCAGGCAGAUAUUCUAGGUCACCCAAACAUCAAACUCUUCGUAUCACAUGGGGGCCUUGGUGGUAAUAUAGAAAGUAUAUAUCAUGGAGUACCGAUUCUAGGUAUACCCUUUUAUGGAGACCAACUGAUGAACAUGCAUGAAGCUCAAGUAGCUGGUUAUGCAAAGAUUUUGCAUCCACAGGACAUUACAGAAGAUCUAUUCCGGCAUACAUUGAAGGAGAUGCUGAAUAAUCCAAAAUAUCAACAGAUCGCAAAGAUAAGGUCUGCUCUGAUGAGGGAGCAACCUGUGAAACCAAUGGAUACUGCGGCUUUUUGGAUAGAACAUAUCAUAAAAUUCGGUGGAGGGAGUCAUCUGAAAAACGCAGGUGCAGAUUUGGAAUGGUAUCAGUUGUACAUGGUGGAUAUAUAUGUUUUCUAUACAGUAGUCGUUUCUUCAUUAACAGUAUUAAUAAUUCAGCUCAUAAAAAUUUUUCUGAGACUCUUGAAAAGAGUUUUCGUUAAGAGUAAUCCCAAGGUAAAAAAAUCUUGAUGUUGAAGAACAUCGAACGAAUGUGAGUUUUAUAGUUUUUAAUUUAAAAUAGUUGUAUUUAAUACAAGUGCAAAAGACAAUGACAUUCUUAUACAACUCACACAUUGUUGAGUUUUUGAAAAUUCAAGUACGUAUUAGAAUGAGACAUUAUUUUCUGCAUAAAAAUUAUUUGAAUCUAAUGAUUUUUUUUUAAUUUAUAUUCAUCAGUGACUUUUGUAUUAAAAUAUAUAUUAUGGCUUAGCAAUACUAACACAAAAUUGCAAAUCUCCACCCAAUGAUCUAAUAAUACAUAGAUGCUCCUUUGGGUGAUCAUGAAGUGUAACGCAUCAAUUCCAACAUAGAAGAGAGAAAGGUUCAGACUCUGAUCAAGUGACCAUGAAGUACAUGUAGAAUACAGAAAUUGAUCAGUUUAAUAUGAAGAACCAAUUAAAACUACAUUGUGCCUUGAGUCAGCUGAUGCAACAAUCGUGCAAUUUACUCACACAUGUUGUCUUCGAUUCCUUUUUCUCUACUCGCUAUCUACAUAUUAAUAGUUCAUUAUCUAGGAGAGUUGAUAGUGGUAGUGCCAAAGUAUAAAAUAAAAACAUGUAUGAAAUCCGUUGAUGAUUUUAAUAUUCUUCCACGAUUAAAUAUUACGAGAUGUUGAAGAAUUGAUCUAUUAGGCAAGAGAAAUCGAGAAAUUAUAAGACUGCCUCAUUAAAAUAAAGGAAACAUUUCACAAAAGAUAAAUGAAAAACUUUAAUCUUCAAACACCUAAUUCCACAACAAAACCACCUAAACACAUUUAAACAUGAAAGAUAAGAAGGCAAACAAAAAUAAAAAAUUUGGUUGUAAUUCUUAUCAAAGAAUAUCUCCUUUGUUCAACAAUUAUAAAUUUUAUAGAACGAAAAUUAUGUUGGCGCAUCCACCACAAUAGUCUUACAAUUAAGCAUGUAGCGCAUCCACCAUAAUUUGCAACAUCCAAUUUCCUAUCUGAAAAUGAACAUUGGAUAACAAAUUAAAAGGAAGAAGGGAUGGGGAUGUUCCUUUCUUCGGAAAGAGAAAAUCUGAACUUCCAGUCUAUUGACCUUGGAUACCUUUAAAUGAAUAGAUUUCCAAAUGGAGCUUAUAAAAAAAUGUAUAAAAGUUUCAUAUGAUAUGAAUAGAUGAUUUUCAAAUCUUA